This is a messenger RNA of Diachasmimorpha longicaudata, 4919 nucleotides long. RefSeq names its product serine/arginine repetitive matrix protein 1-like. The coding region runs from base 734 to 3367 and encodes 877 amino acids. The record is from RefSeq and is a predicted model, not a curated record. NCBI's taxonomy places the organism in Eukaryota, Metazoa, Arthropoda, Insecta, Hymenoptera, Braconidae. The transcript is spliced from 8 exons.
AAAUGUUUAAACAUUAAUUUUCCCGAAGCGCAUAAAAACCCUCUAGCGCCUGCGCAUAGGGUCCCCAUAGACGCUGGCUUCCCCAAGCAUCCGCCGGCGGUGCUAGUGUCUCGUCCAUGCGAGGGCUUUCGGAUAAAACGCUGGUCGUGUGCGUUCCUCGUGGCAGUUUGUGUUAGUCUCUAAGGGCAAUCGGUACCCACUACGUACACGCUCAACUCCCAGCCGGUUGUAUAACGUACAUAUGUAUUAGUGUAACUGAAUUGCAAAGUUGUGUUGGUUUCGGGCAAGUGCCCGUGGGCCACCGUAGUGAGCUGUUCUGUGGUGCGCGCCGUGGCUUGUGCGCCGGAUGAUAAACGGAGAGGAUUUUUCAUCUAUUUUUUUUUGUAUCCGCGGCACAAUUAACACUAAUAACAGUUACAGUAAAUAACAAUUUACUACGGGAAUUGUGAAUAUAGAUUUUAUAACAAAAUGUUUGUCACAGCGAUAUUCAACUAUUUCACACAUGUUUGGAUACAUUGAAAUUCAUUGAGGCGGCUCUGUGUGUGUUUUUUUUUUAUUAAGCAUAAAACUCUCGUCGCUCUUGUGUGACAUUGUGUUGGGCUUUUAUUGCAACAGUGUAAGUGCGCGGUGAACACACGCGUGUUUUUUUUUUGGUUUUCAUCGGGAAUAAGGAGGCUGAUUGGUAAAGAAACAAAAUUGCGGACAAUUUCUAUUCCCGCAAAUCACGUGCAUCAUGGAGAUAUCAAAGGGUCUGCAGGAGGAAAUUAUUUUGGUGCAGAAUAAACUGAAAAAUGCCAUUCGUGAUCACCAGAUAUGCGUCGGAAGACUCAAGGACGAGCCAAACAAUUCCGACAUACUGGGGAAAAUUCAGGAGAUUCAACUGCACAUCGUGUCCCUCGGGCGGUGCCAGAAGCAGAUUGUUGAACGCUUGCGCAAGGAAGUUGAGGUCUACAGGGCGGAGAAUGCGAAUGGUGGUAAAGUUUCACUAGCAGCUUUACUUGGGUUAAACAAUAACAAUCAUAUAACAACGUACAACGAUAAGAAGGAUGAGGUCAAGGUGCAGGCCAAUGGUAUUGAUGUUAGACGAUCAUCGAGGGAUAAUUAUGACGAUUUUGGAAGGAAUGGUGGUGUUUCCGGUCGAAGGAAUUUAUGUGCCAAAGAGCGUUCGAGCUCUGUUGAGACUCUGUCAGCGGACGAAGACGUUAUCGAAGUCUCAAACGAUGAAAAUUCAACGGAGAGACAGUCUGAAACCUCGGAGAUUGAGGCCUCCGUGAUGGAGGACGACCAAUCAAACGUGAAACAGGUAAACUUCCUGAGUAAUCUUGGGCUCAUCACGACCGGCCAACUCUGCGAAUUGCAGAACAAGAAAACUGAGAGGAAACGAAGGAGCACUGCCAAUCCACAGUUUGUGUACCCAAACUGGGAUCUACCAUCGAAACGAAAAAGGCACGCGUACCUCCAGUCUGUCGGGACAGCUCCACAAACAAGACAGACAACAGCACGACUUAAUGGUCCAUCACCUCCACCAGUGAAAGCACCACCAAAAUCAACAUCUCCACCGACCAAAACCAUCUCAAAGAACUCGAUUCCCCAGCAAAAAUCAGCAGUCCGGCCAAAUAUCUUGAGGACUAUGCAGGAGACACGAGCAUCCCAGAAUCGAUCGAAACUCGAUAACGGCACGAGCCAGAGGGAGGCCAAAGUAGUUGAAACCAAGUCUGUGCAUAUUCCAGGACUGCCAUCCAGUCUGACUAUUGAGAGAAUUGAGAAUGAUACGGCUGUCUGCAUCAAUUGCAGAAAUCCAGGCACAUUAACAAUGUGUGACACAUGUUCAGCAAAUUAUCAUAUUUCCUGUCACACAAUUUCACCUCCACCGCCACGUCAGUGUCCAAAAUGUGUGCAGAAGAAGAAAGAAGAGGAGCGAAGUACUCCAAUAAUCAAGAAAGACGAUGAGCUCGCUGCAGCAUCGUAUGCGCCAGGAGUUGCUGGGAAAGCAGGAGAAGACCCAGAAAUCAAUAAAGCGCCUCGUGGACUUCAUAAAAUUGAUGCAACAGUCCAACGACAAGUCCCAUCCAGCGCAAUCAGCCAGCUUCCAACCUCCACCCUCCUCAUCCCCAUUACUCCAAGUCCCCUCACCUCCACCAACCCCCACUCCAAGAUGCCCCCCCUCGCCAUCACCUCCCACGUCACCUACACCCCCCUCGGCAUCAACACCUUCUCCAAUCAUCACCAGGGCAUCACCUACAUCAAAUCCAAUACCACAGCUUCCCAUUCCCCUCAUACAACUGAGCAACAGUACCUCAUUGUCAAAAAGCUGCCAGCCCCCGAGGCUCAGCCGAUCGUACCAAAGAAUAUCUCCAAAAUUGGAAAUAUCAAUGCAGAGCCCUCAAAUCUCGCCCAAUCAUCGCCCUUGCUCUUCGACAAGCUCUCCCGAGGUACCAAGAAGCCCCUCCCAGGACUCAAUCCAAUCAGUUCAUCCUCAAACGACAUGGAAUCAUCGCACAUCACCGAAAAAUCAUGUUCACCAGUAUCGCGUGACAAAUCAGAUGCCAAUUACCCCUUCGCCCCCUCAAAUUCACCAAAUGGAUCAGACUCAGUUAUCGAACCACGUGUCCGUAUUAACGCAGAGUCAGAUCCACCAAUUGCCAUCAUCACCUUCACCCCAUCUAGCCGACAAUCAGAAUCAUCAAACACCUCAACUGCCUCAACUGACACCUCGAAAUCAAGUGAUUUACACAACUCAGUGCUCACAGGCAAUAACAAGUCCGAUAUCAUCGCCAAUUGUAUUGAUGAAUCAUCGAGGCACGAUCUACGGAGACAGACCAGUAUCGCACACAGGCUCGCAAGAAGACUCUCCGAGGAUCGAGCAGCGCAUCACCGAUCUCGACAGUCCACCACCAAGUUCGCCGAAUACUUGAAAUUGGAAGAAGCGCAUUUAUCAGCGCCACUUGCAGCAAACUUAGGGCUGAGAUUUGAGGGCCUGGAGAGGCCCAAAUCGUGCUCGAGUGUUGAGGGAUUGGAGCCCGAUGGGGGCAGAAUUAAACCGAGGAUUCUGAUGAGGGAGAGGAGGAGUCUCGAUUCCCUCGAUAGUGCCAAUGAUCCCAGUAAGGGAGAGGUCAACUGGAGGAAGGGCGAUGACGUGUGGCUGGAGGACAGGCAGAAGAAGGAGAGGAUUCCUGCGGGGAAUGAUAUUGAACUGUUUGAUGAGAGCACUAUGAGCGCCUCAGAAGACGAGAAGACUGGAUUUAGGGAUGAUGAUGAUGACGGGGACAGGGUUUCUAUUGUAUCGUCCAUUGAUAUGCAGGUACUUGAGGACUUUGAAACUGCUCUGAAGCAAAUUGAGGGGGGCACGGGGCAAACUGCCAACUAGGGAAAUUUAAAUCGAGGGUUUUAUCGGAAUUGAACUAACUCAUGCAUUAAUUGGGGUCUUGCCUGAGAAUUUUCAAUGGUGGAUAUAAAAAUAGGAUGAUAAAUAUUAUAUUCGUAUUUUUUUUAUUACAAAAAUAAAAAUAAAUGAGUUGUAGGCAACUCAAAAACUAUGACGUCACAACGUUUAUCUUCGAAUCAUAUUGAUGUGCGGACGGGUUUCUAAUUUUUAUGAAAAUUAAAAAAAAUACGCAUCUACUAUUUCUCAACGAAUUUUUGUAUUUCAUCAACUUUUUCAAUGAAAAAAUAAUGCAACAGCCCAAUUGAAGAAUUCACUUCACUAUUUCAUUUCAGAAGUUGAAGAAAAUAUGUCUUGUCUAGAUAGGUUUCGAAGUUUAAUUCAAUUUUAAGGAAUUUAAAAUUUCUUAUUCGUUGAUCGAAAACAGCUCUGGCAAUUUCCUUUUUCAUUUACAAGGAGAAAAUUUCAUACUCUUACAAUGUGAAGUUAUGAAGACGAAUAUUCUCUGGUGUUUCUUAAGUUUUAGAACGAUUGCUUAUGGUUUAAAAUCAUUUAGGAAUAUUUUUGAGUUGGGAAUGACAGAUAAGGACUUAUUCUGCUGUUGAAAAGUAUUAUUUUUUUAGAUUCAUGAAGAAAAGAGCCUUUUUUCGUUCUCUAAAUUUGUUGAAUCGCUAGAGCAAUUGAUCUUUUGAGUUUGUCUUUGGGAAAUUGUUGAUUUGAAGGGGAUAUUCGAGGUUGCGAAUCUAUUGCGGGUGAUAAUGAUUAGUGUGUGGGUUAUAAGGCUCUAAGUUGAUUGGAAUUUAUUACUUAAAUUGUUUACUUCUGACGAGUAAAUUGUGUCCACUAAUAGUGUACAUUCUAUUAGUGAAAUUUUUGAAGUAUACGAAUUUAAAAAACUCAACCGAACAAAAUUAAGGAUAAAAACACGCACAUAUCGUGGAAUUAGAUAAAAAGGAGAUUUUUUUUGCGUUUCGUACGAGCAAAAAUUGAAAGCGGAAAUGAGAUCGUGAAGAGAGAGAGAGAGAAAAGAAAAACCACCCAAGCCAUAUUACCAUUACUGCCUUAAUAGUCGAUUAAUUACGGUCCUUGAAUAUUUUUUAGCCAAAUUACACCUAUUAAUUUAUUACUGAUAAAAAUUCAUUAAUGGUGGGCAAGAGAUCCACGUUUUCUCAGAUAUCAACGAUCGACAUUUAAUCUCGGCAGAGUAUUAAUAAAUUAAGCCGAAUUGUGUAUUGUAAAUAUUAAAAUUGAGCAUAAGAUUAAACGAUUAUUUUUAAUAGCCAAAUUUAAACUGCGAUGAAUCAAUAAUUCAAUUCAUCGAAGCUAUGUGAAAAUUUCCUGAUUGAACUCUGAUUAAUCAAUCAUCAUUUAAAGACAAUGUUUUUUUUCACGUUUUCUUUCGUUUAUUGAACAAUACUCGAGAGUAAUUCACUGUACAGAGGAGUCAAUAAUCCUUUGAUCAAUUUAGGAAUUUGUUAUGACUAGAGAAAUUCAAAAUUCAUAUUUUUAUGAGAAAAUAAAUCAUUUAAAAAAAUCA